CAGAAGACUUGUCGCCCCCUUCCCCCCUCCCGUCAUUCUUCUUCCCUCCUCUCAAGAUGUCUUUCGCCAACACCUUCCUUACCAAGCUCGCCCCGGUCAUCCACGCCUCUCGCUGCGUUGGUGCCGUUGCCACCGAGGUUGCCCGCCGUGAGGCCCUCAUUGUUGGCCCCAAGGACCUGAUGAACUUCACCAAGGACCUUGCUGCCAUCAACCUGAAGAACAUCCCCCAGGCCACCGUUCGCCAGGCCCUGAACUUCACCUUCAAGACCUUCCAGGUCCUGGGUCUCUUCACCAUCGGCGAGAUGAUUGGCCGCGGCAACCUCAUCGGCUACAAGGUCUAAGGCUGCUUGUCGUCGUCUGCCCCCUUUCCGCCCCCGCUUGCGCACCGUCGCGCGCGCAGGCGCCCUCACACACGCCGCCGCGUUCCCGUGUCUCCUCCCCUGGACCGGGCAUAUUGAGCGCGCGCGCGCGAGCCCCCCCCCCCCCCCCCCUCCC
Messenger RNA from Fonticula alba, 495 nucleotides. RefSeq lists its product as hypothetical. The record is from RefSeq and is a predicted model, not a curated record. The transcript has 3 exons. Bases 57 to 341 code for a protein of 94 amino acids. Gene Ontology annotation, molecular function: proton transmembrane transporter activity. NCBI's taxonomy places the organism in Eukaryota, Rotosphaerida, Fonticulaceae. Gene Ontology annotation, biological process: proton motive force-driven ATP synthesis.